AGUCAUUUGGGAUGGUACCAAUUUUGCCUAACAUUUGUACAUAUAUGUUGAACAUUUUGAGUUAGAUUAGCGAGGUGAGUAGGACCCAGCUUAUUCACUCUAAUGGUGAAUAUUUUAAAAAUUCUUUUCAUAUUUUUUAAUAAUCAUGGGUGUAAUCUUAUAUAAUUGUCUUAUAUAAUUCAGUCUCAGUCUAUGUGCUUUAGACAUUCCAAGUAGUUCGUGAACACGCAUUCAUAUUACAGGCAGACAUACAUGCAUAUCUCUUGUUUCUGGUAUGUUUCUACACACUGACAUUUAAAAUUUUCAUUAGAUAGAAAUCAUCCUGAUGCAAGGUUUUAAUACAAAACAUUUUUCUCUUUGUACUCUAGAGAUGAGCAAUCAGGAUGUAAUUUAUUUAACCCCGACAUUUCUUCAGUCUUCUUCAGAGUCACAAAAUAUGUUAAGGCCUGGUGGUACUCAAAGGCCUGGGAAAAGUGGUGACAAAGGGUUUUCAGUACCCUGGCGUCUCGUUGCAGUGGCUCUUGGGAUCCUCUGUCUACUUCUAAUGAUGACAGUCAUAGCGCUGGGGACAAUGAUUUUUCAGUAUGUUCAAGAAAAACAUCAGCAGGAUGAAAUUCUACAAGAUCUCAGAGAAAAGUACCACAAUAUGCAAAAUGAAAACUACUUAACAAAGCAACUUUUGAAAAAUAUGACUUUGGCAUCUGAUAGUCUAGAAAAUAAAAACCUUCAGGGGAAAAGUAAACUAGUCUCACUCUUAAGAGAAAAUAAAAUAUGUCAUAGAAAGAAGAAAACCUUUCCAAAAUCCUUGCAAAAUACAGGCAAACUCAGUGAAGAAGACUGGUCCUGUUGUGGAGUAAAUUGUUACUUAUUUACCAUCGAAAAGAAAAACUGGAAGGGAUGCAAACAGACUUGUCAAAAUUAUACAUCAUCUCUUUUGAAAAUAGAUGAUGAAGAGGAACUGGCCUUCCUUCAGUCCCAGGCAUACCAAAAUAACUACUGGAUUGGAUUAUCAUAUAAUGAAGAGAACUAUAAAUGGGAAUGGAUUGACAAGGGCACAUCUGGAAUUCACUCUACAAUAAUGAAUAUGGCCUCUGGGAGAGGAAAAUGUGCAUUUUUAGCCUCAACGAGAAUAACAACUGUGGAUUGCUUUGGAACCUACAAUUGUAUCUGUGAGAAGAGAAUUUUCCCUGCUCUUAAAUAAAUAUGCUUUUACCAUACACAAAGAGGAAAAGGGCUUGGUCCAUUGUGGAAACGGAGAUGAGCUGGAAGGGAAGAAAAUGCUCUUUCGGACAACAAUUUGAGAGAUCAGACGUCAUGGGUCUUCUCAGAGGAAAGAAAGUUGCCUUUGGAGAGAAGUUACCCCUCUCUUCAGUGGACCUGCAGAAUUGUUCUCUUUCUCUUUCCUGGAACUACUCACAGAACCAAUAAGAAAACUCAUAAAUACCUGGGUCUUCUCCUUAUUUUUAGGAUAAGUCACUGCAAUAACCUCUGGCUUUGAGAGAUAGCACAAUUAAGAACUAAAAACAAAAAGAUAUCUUCCCCCCCCCCCCACUCAUCUAGAUGCUUACUUCUCAUCUUUAAAAAUAUAUUUUGCUAUAAUUUCAAACUUCCUGAGUAGUUGAAACAAUAGUAUAAGGAACUCGCAUAUAACCUUUACCCAUAGACCAUUUGUUUAUAUUUUACUAUCUGCACUUUAUUGGCUUCUUUCUCUCUCCCCUUGCUGAUCUGUUUGAUAAUAAAUUGGGAAUAUUAUGUCCUUUAUCUAAAUAUUUUACAAGAACAAGGACUUACUCUGGUAUAACCAUAGCCCAGUUAUCAAAAUCAGGAGAUUUAGCACUGAUAUAGUACUAUGCUUUCUCCACAUUCCAUAUUUAAAUUUUGUCACGUGUCCCAACUUGGGGACUGGGAUCGAACUAUUAAGGAAAUGCAAAUCAGAACUACAGUGAGAUGCCACCUCACACUUGUUCGAAUGGCUGUUAAGAAGACAGGUCAUAACAAGUGUGGGAGAGGUUGUGGAUCUAAGGGAGCCCUCACUCAGUGCUGGUGGGAAUGUAAACUGGUACAGCCACUGUGGAAAACAGUAUGGAGGUUCCUCAAAAAGUCAGAGUUA
Molecule: messenger RNA, 2110 nt
Organism: Miniopterus natalensis
Lineage: Eukaryota; Metazoa; Chordata; Mammalia; Chiroptera; Miniopteridae
Product: killer cell lectin-like receptor 2
Source: RefSeq, a predicted model, not a curated record